AUGUCUCAAAUAGGACCGACAGGAAAUCAAAGCCGAAAAUCGCAGUCCUAUGCAGCUUCGUCGGGAAAUCUGGACCUAUUCGAUAAAACAAAAGAUCAUUUUGGAUUAAAUAACAAUCAAGGUCGGCAGGUGAUUCGGACUGAACCGACACAAGUACCAAGAUCUCGAGGACCUCUCGACAAAUGUUGUACUGUGUUUCUGUUCAUUCUUUUGGUUAUUUGCGUCCUAAUUGGCGCAGCUGCAAUCGCUCUUUGUAUAGUUUAUUUUAACACGGACAGUAGCUCGAUAGGUUAUAAAAUUGGUGGAAUUAUCCUUGGUGCAGUAACGGUAGUCGUCGGAAUCGUUUUGAUUGUUUUGACUGUGUUGAAACAAAAGACCAAACGACCAUGGAAAUAUAAGAAAGAAAAGAAUUUCUUUUAUUCGCAAGAUGCUCAAAAGACUCGGGAGAAGGAUGACCAGUUGAAUACCGAACGAAGAAUGGACAAUACCAGUCAAAUGUAUUUUGGAAAUAAUGAUAAUAGUUUAACUCGCAGUAACGUUCGCUCAGUGAACAGUAACAAUAACAAUACUCUAAACAACAGCUACGUAAUGUCGAAUACUAGCUUUGGACCAUUGAAUUUAAGUACUGGUGGACAAAAUACUAAAACUAACUAUAUGAUUCCAACACCUGUAAAUACUACUUAUAUUGAGUCGUCAGGCAUAAAAAGUACUCAUGCCAGUCCGCGAAUUAACGAUGAUCCUGAAUAUCAACCUGUGAUGUAUUCAUUAGCGAAUUCAGUCACUACUUCUGAACCAAUGGUUAGUUCAAUGGUUGAAUCAGCACCUUUACAGACAGGAAAUGUGUAUCCUGUACAGCAUCGAACGACGGUGAGAGCAACUCAACCGGAUUUAAUAACUUUUCCUGCACAAAGUCAACUGCCUGUUCCAGCAGCACGUCAAGAAUUUGUGAUGGUUAAUCAACCAAUUCAAAGAACAAAUCCAACAUAUCGACAAGAUCUGAUUUCAUUCACGGAUGAUGACCAACGAGCACUUCGAAAUCGUGGAACAUUCACUUCAUUCGAUCGACCCGUAGCAAGUACGGUCUUACGUAGUAAUCAGAGCGAUAUUACUCCAGCUAUUAAACCAAAUCUAACUGAGAAAUUUAUUGUUCGUCGUGUACCCAUUCCAACAACAAAAGUUAUUACACAACAAAUACAACAACCGGCAACUAAAGUCGUGAUUGUCAAAGUACCUAAUGUUGCUGGUCAACUCGUCAUGAAACCGAAGACGAACCAGACAGAUGAACAAUGA
Messenger RNA from Adineta ricciae, 1290 nucleotides. Lineage: Eukaryota; Metazoa; Rotifera; Eurotatoria; Adinetida; Adinetidae. The record is from the annotation of a GenBank genome assembly.